UCCUUCGCUUCGCCUCUUUCCUCCACCCAAAGGUCUCCUGAUUGUAGGAGAGCUUCAACCCCCAAAUCACGACACAGAACAUGGAAAGCAUAUCAGACAGAAAGAAGACAGUCGUCUUCUUUCACCCCGAUCUUGGAAUCGGUGGUGCCGAGCGUCUUGUUGUUGAUGCCGCGCUGGGUUUGCAGAAUCGCGGUCACAAAGUGGUCAUCUUCACCAGCCAUUGCGACCAGAGUCAUUGCUUCGAGGAAGCACGCGAUGGAACCCUCGAUGUCCGCGUUCGCGGUAACUGGCCCAUCCCGUCGUCCAUCUUCUCCCGCUUUACGGUCCUCUGCGCCAUUCUACGUCAGCUCCAGCUCAUCACGCAAACCUGGCUGACAGGAGAGGUGCGCGGCAUAGGACCAGACAGCUUCUUCGUCGACCAGCUGAGCGCCGGCCUGCCCGUCCUGCAAUACUUCUACGCCGAAACCCCCAUCUUUUUCUACUGCCACUUCCCCGACAUGCUCCUGGCCCAAGGUCGCCAGAAUUGGUGGAAACGACUCUAUCGCCUGCCUUUCGACUGGCUCGAGGCCUGGAGCAUGGGCUUCGCGGCCGAAAUCGCGGUCAAUUCCGAGUUUACAAAGAGCGUCGCUACGUACACGUGGCCUUCGCUGGCUAAGCGGCGCGAUUUCAAAGUAGUCUACCCCUGCGUCGACCUUGCGCCGGAACAUCCCGCCAAGCCGGCUAAAGACGAGGGGGGAGAUGACGACGCGGUUUGGCGGGACGACAACAUCAUCCUCAGCAUUAACCGGUUCGAGCGCAAAAAGGACAUCGCCCUCGCCAUCAAGUCGUUCGCCUUCCUCACCAAGGAAAAGCGCAAGGGCGUCCGCCUCGUCAUCGCCGGCGGCUACGACCCGCGCUCGACCGAGAAUUUCGAGUAUCACCGUGAGCUGGUCGACCUGGCCAAGUCGCUGGGCCUGGAAUCCUUCACGGCGAAGAACAUCAUUACGGCACUCUCGGCGCCGCGUAAUAUCCCGAUCCUCUUCCUCCUCUCGGUGCCCUCGGCCCUGAAGGCGUCGCUGCUACGCUCGGCGAGGCUCCUCCUGUACACGCCCUCCAACGAGCACUUCGGUAUCGUGCCUCUUGAGGCGAUGCUGUCGGGCGUGCCCGUGCUCGCUGCGAACACUGGAGGUCCCCGGGAGACCGUGGUGGACGGCGAGACGGGCUGGCUGCGGGAGCCUGGCGACGUGGCGCAGUGGGCGGAGGUCAUCGAGCAGGUGCUCAACAAGACGAGCAAGGAGGAGCUGCGGCGCAUGGGCGAAGCGGGAGCCGAGAGGGUCAAGACGAACUUUGGGCGAGAGAGGCUGGCCGAAAGGCUAGAGGAGAUUCAGGGCAAGAUGAAGGCAACGUGGAUGGUAGAGUACCGUGCUGCUGUUUUCAUCUUUGGAGUCACCGUACUCGCUCCCAUUGUUGGAAAGUUGGCUGUGAUCUAUUCCCGGCGUAAUAAUCCUCGUGAGGAAUAUGCAAUGUAGGGGUGGUGUUUGUCAACAAUCUCAAGAGACCGAAUGUACUGUACCUUAGUGAUAAGUAAUAUUAUGGGUCUUUUG
Molecule: messenger RNA, 1583 nt
Organism: Sodiomyces alkalinus F11
Lineage: Eukaryota; Fungi; Ascomycota; Sordariomycetes; Glomerellales; Plectosphaerellaceae
Product: glycosyl transferase group 1
Exons: 2
Coding region: 81-1508 (475 amino acids)
Molecular function (GO): GDP-Man:Man(1)GlcNAc(2)-PP-Dol alpha-1,3-mannosyltransferase activity; alpha-1,3-mannosyltransferase activity
Source: RefSeq, a predicted model, not a curated record